CCGAUAACGUCGACAUCUACGAGCAGCAGCAGCAACACCACAUUUACCUCUGAUGGAGUUCCUGGCCGACAUGUUCCAAACGAUCUUCACCCUGGUUCAAGCACACGUGACGAAUCCAACUUUGAAAAUCUUCAUUUGGAUAGCUACGAGAUUACACUGCCAGUUGGGAGCCACCGAUGGACCCUUAGGGACAUACAUAUUCACCAUUUUGAAUUGUUCGACGAACUUCGAAGAUUCCUGUUCAAAAUUUUCGUUUGGUUGCCAGAACUUUUGCGAAUAUCUGAAAUGUCAGAACGAUGGUAUUACACCGAUGUCAUUGUCAUCAGAGGACCGGACGAUGUUGAUGAAUUUAGUAGACGAAUUGCUUCUAUCGCAUCAGUCUACCCUGGAGAAAUUAUCGUAUGGAAACAUGAUGACGACCACAUCCACCUCGUCCAUGAUUGCAUCUAUUCCUCUAGACGAUGUAGAUGCCGAUUUAGGGUUGACCCCUUUAUUGCCAGUAGAAUUAAGAAAUGUCCCCGACGAAGGCGAGCAAUCACAGCCAUGUCGGAUCUCGACUGGUUCAAUAUACUCAUAUAUUUCUUCCUGCAAAAAAGGCCAAGUCGGGGACAAGUUUGGAUUAGAGGAACCCAUAAGAGAGUGCCUGGUGAGUCUGAAAUUAUACAAUGGGUCAGUUUCAUCGAAGGAUCCCUCUCAGUAUUGGAAAGGGAAAACCCUCCAAUUAAUGAUCAGUUGCAACAAGACCUCACCAGAGUUGGCUCACGUAAAUGGCCUCAUACAAAGCGCAAGCCAAUCUCUGACUACCAAAGGUGCAACCCUGAAACGACGGCAAAAAAGGUACUUUCCAUAUUAAUGUCAUACAAUUGCAUACCCCCAGAAAAUAUAGUCAGUGUAAUACCAUCUGGACACCAUUAUUAUAUUAAUUUCAUUGAUCCUAAAUUCAAGCGUUUUUUUGACAUGGGCCUUGGGUUGUACAAAAAAACUAUAAAUGAAUUAGAACUCAAAGGUUUGGAGAAUCUUUUAUGUUCUGGCUCAGAAGACAGUAUAUUUUACAGCCACUCUACAAAUGUUUUUGAAUAUUAUUAUAAUUUAGCAGAUUCUCUUGCAUGGCUAAAUAAACUUUUGUUAUUUCAAUUUAAUGAUGACACAGAUGAAGUGUCUAAAUUUUUGUUAAAUUUGGUAUCAUGGUUUAAUAGACAGGGCCUUUACCAAUGGCAGGAUAAUAAUUAUGUACAAAAUAAAAAAUUAAACACUCUUUGUAUUGUUGGCCCACCAAACUCUGGAAAGAAUUGGUUUUUUGAUUGCUUCAUUUCACUUGGACUUAAUGUAGGCCACAUUGGCCGAUGCAAUAAUAAGACGAAUCAAUUUGCUCUUCAAGACGCCGUAAAUAGGCGUAUAAUCAUUGGAAAUGAAAUUUCAUUAGAAGAAGGUGCUAUAGAAGAUUUCAAAAAAGUUUGUGAAGGAACUGCAUGCAACAUUCGUGUAAAAUAUAAAGGAGAUGCUAUUUUAAGACGUACUCCAUUACUGUUAAUUUCUAAUUCUCAGCCAAUUGUAUGUAGUCAUCCAGAUUUCAACAAUGUCUGUGUGAGAACUAUUAGGUGGAAAAAAUUUGAUGAAUUGAAAAAUGCAAUAAAAAAGCCGUAUCCUUUAGCUUUCUUUUCAUUAUUGCAAAUGUAUAAAAUUCCUUAUUAAA
Messenger RNA from Schistocerca piceifrons (Central American locust), 1693 nucleotides. RefSeq lists its product as uncharacterized. NCBI's taxonomy places the organism in Eukaryota, Metazoa, Arthropoda, Insecta, Orthoptera, Acrididae. The transcript is spliced from 2 exons. Bases 286 to 1692 code for a protein of 468 amino acids. The record is from RefSeq and is a predicted model, not a curated record. Gene Ontology annotation, biological process: viral genome replication.